Messenger RNA from Cladocopium goreaui, 3633 nucleotides. Lineage: Eukaryota; Dinophyceae; Suessiales; Symbiodiniaceae. The record is from the annotation of a GenBank genome assembly.
AUGGUAGCGGAGCCCUGGACAGGGGCAAAGCUGUCCAUAGCACGCGUGGUCAUGGCGGCUGCUGUUGUGAUUGCGCUGAUGGCGCUUGGCAUGCAGCUGGCCGAGACUGUGGAGCACUACGCAAAGAAGGACCUCAACCAAAGCCUCAGGUUGUGCAUCCCAGUAGCAAAACAGAAGUGUGUAGGCUUCCGAGGCAGCAAUUCGAAUGCUUCCGAAGCUGAUGGAGUUACAGGCAGUUGGACUGUAACUGAAUGGGUGUUGGUGGACAGACCCAGCACUUUGGAUGGGAUGCAGCGCCAAGUUCAAGUCCAUGGUGGCAAAGUUCAGCAUGGUUCUGAUGGCUUUGCAAUCAGUGCCGAGGCAAUCAGUGCUGGUGAGACAACAAUCAGUGCAUGUGAGAUGGUGGGGCAGCAUGGGGUAGAUGGCAUGGAAGGUGGUGCACAAGGUGAGAAUGCUUUUCUUCAACAAAUGUCAAUGCUGGCAACGGCUGCAGCCAACGCAGCAUCAGCGGCUGAACGGGCUAUAGGUGCCUUAGCCUCCAAGAGCAAGGACGGUUCCAGGUUGUGGCGCUCAUUGGUCCAAGAGUAUGAGCUUUCUUCAAGACAGCGUUCUUUGGCUUUGGCACAGGCCCUCAGCAACUACCGGGCCUUCACCAAUGCGAAGACGAUCAUGGAACAGAAGUACCUGCAAUUGACCAUGAAUGAGCACACCAGCGCACAGUUGAAAGAGACGAUGAUGGGCUAUGACAAAGCAUGUCGAUGGUUCAACAAGUUGUUUCAGGUGAUCCUGCUCAACUUCCACAAGUACCAAUUCAACCUGCUGCUGGCCAAGGUUGACAAGUUCUCAGGUACUUCAGUGAGAAUGGUAAGCUCUGGUGAGGAGUUUGACAAGGAUGUGGUGAUUUUGGACAGCGGCUCAAAUGUCUCGUUGUUGCCAUUGUCCUAUGGCCAAUGUGGUGCACAUACAGUUCGAUCAGAAGAUGUGCAGCUUCGUGAUUGCCAAGGUUCACAUUUGAAAGUGACUGGCUACACAACAGUUUCUUUGGUUGUGAAAGAUGGUGAUGGGACCGAGGCUGAACUGGAGCAUGUGUUCCUUAUUGCAAAUGUGAAGAGCUGCAUUCUUUCAUUGGGACAGCUUUACCGCAAUGGAUGGUGUGUCAAGCAGAUGGAUGAUGGCUCAGGUCCUUAUCUGAAAAAAAGUCCUGACCGUGAACUUCGCGUCCCAGUGAACUAUCAACGCAACAGUUUGGCCAUGAAUGCAACAGUUUGUCGUGUAGAACGAGUUGAAGAUGAAGAUAUGCUGUCGCCACAUGUCUAUUUCAGGGCCAUCAUGGAGCUGGAGGUGAAGAUGUCAUUGUGCUCACAAUUUUGUCUGAACGAGAUGAAGCUUUGGCGCAUUUUGGUGGUUUGUUGGAUGUUGGUGGCUAUGCGAUGGAAGAGCCCUAUGAGCUGGAAUCUCCCUAUCCAGGUGAAGCUGAAGAUGUUUUGCCCAUUGAAGAUCAACCCAUUUCUUGACGAAGGGCGUGAUGACAUCAUGGGGCGUGACAUUCCUGAGCAUCAAGCUAUUGCCCUAGCACUUCGAGAAGAUGCUGAAGCUGAAGCUAUCGUGGUGAAUGAUGUACAGGUGACACCCAACAGUUCAGUUGAGAUUCUUAGGGAGAGGAAGUUGCAUGAGGUGACACAUCUCCCUGUCAAGAAGUGGUGCAGCCUUUGUGUCCAGUCCAAAAGCAGGACAAAUCAUCAAAAGCCCACACCUCCUGAUGCUAUGGCGCAAGGAAUUUUUCGUACUCUGCAAUGUGAUUUUUACACAGCUUCUGGAAAUUUGAACGUGUUGAUCAUGAUCGAUUCCUGGACAAAGUUCAUUGCAGUUGAGCCUUUGCGCAACAAACUUCAGUCAGUGGUUGGAGGUGCAGUUGCAAGGUUUUUGGGCGGGUUGAGUUACUAUGACCAGGUGGAGAUGGCUUUCGACAAUGAACCUGUGCUUGCUGCAGGCAUGAGAGUUGCACAGACAAUUAGAGCAGCACAGGGGCUUCCAACGACUCUCCAACCUGGACAGAUCUAUGCAAAGGGCCGUACCGCACUUGCAGGAAGGAGCAUCCAAACAGUUCGGGCCCAAGGCAAAUGUUUGAUCCAUUUGGAGGACAAGAUGAGGGUUUUCGCCUUAGAUAAUUUGCAGGAAAAUUAUUCGACACAAUGGCGUCGUGGAAUCUGGUUGACCAAAGAUGCAGCAGAUAUGGAUGUGGUGGCUGUGUCAGAGAAUGACAGCAUUCGAAGCAGGGCUAUCAGAAAGGUGGCUGAGCAUUGGAAUGCUGAGUUGGCCAUGGUGCUCACAGUUGGACCCUGGGAUAUGCGUCGUGGUGUUUACGCAGAGGUGAAGCAUGUGAACCCGCCUGAGUCUCCUAUGCCUCUUUGGCAUGCCCCCAUUGGUGGCGUUGAACCGGAGUUUGAUGAGGAUGAGAAGGCAGUGAGAAAGUAUGCCAAGGAGAACCCCAUGGAGGACUUGGAGGAGACAGAAUAUGUGGAGAGAUCAGAGGUAGGUGGGGCUUCAGCCAAUGCUCAACAGGCAAUUCAGCCUGACCAAUCCAGUGAACAACACGUGAUGGGUGAUGCAGGAGCUCUUGCACGAGCAAAACGACAAGGAGAUGAUGUACGUCUUCCCAUUCCUGUUCGGCAACCCGGGGCAGAAACUGAGGCAGUGAAGAGAUCACAGCAAUCUGAAGAUGAUGUGCAGAUGAAGUUUGUGAAGUUUGACCCAGAUACUGCAGUGAUUGAGCCAAGUCCCAAGCAGCAAAGGACUUCUCUCUACAGCCCCGUCUAUGCAGGUGACAUUUCAGGCAGUCCAGCGACCUCUUCAACAGCAAGACAUGUGCGCAGAAUUGUGGAGGAAAUCGAGCUCUAUGAUGAUGAGCUGGAAUGCAACAUUGCCGAUGAUUCCUUUGAUUGGGAACUUUGUGAGCACAGCGUGACUUUGAGGGUGAGAAGGCAUCAAGUCAUGCGAAACGAUGCUGAACAUGGAGAUGCAAAUGGUGAAGCAGAUGUUCCAGACAGAGAUGGAAAUGAUGAAGAAGAUCAUGGAGGUGAUCAACCUGAUGGAGAAGAUGAAAGUUUUGAGGAGGAACCAGAAUCUCCCAGAUCGAGAUAUCAGAGAUACCUUCGGUCAACAGUGGAGGAGGUUAGCGAUGUGGGUGAUUGGGCAAACAUUCAUUAUGGCUUUGCGCGUGAAAGUGUUGCACAAUCAGUGGCGAUGGACGUGAUCGAGGCAAUUGAGAAGAGUGGAUCAGGGCCACCUACGUCAAUGGAACCCCCCAUGCUUGGAACUAUGAACGAGGCAAACUACUUCCUGAGCAGUGUGCCGAUGGCCGAUUUCUUCAGCAUUAUCCCUGUUCUUCGGGAACCUUUGGCGUUGGAGGAUUAUCGAUGGGAUCUACUUGGUCAAGGUAACGGUCCUGAGAACCUACUGGUGAUCAAUUGCAGAAACCUUUCAAGGGCAAUCCCGACAAUGGCAGACCCAAUGGCACGACAACGACACCUUCGUCUUCUACGAAACCUUCAAAAUUUGCUGAUCAAAUUCCAAUCGGGCAAACGAGAGGAUUGGAUUGAAGCAGCAGAACGAGUUCAAGAUUGGCUGAACUGA